This is a messenger RNA of Pomacea canaliculata, 4302 nucleotides long. RefSeq names its product E3 ubiquitin-protein ligase Zswim2-like. Gene Ontology annotation, molecular function: zinc ion binding; ubiquitin protein ligase activity. The record is from RefSeq and is a predicted model, not a curated record. The transcript has 13 exons. Lineage: Eukaryota; Metazoa; Mollusca; Gastropoda; Architaenioglossa; Ampullariidae. The coding region runs from base 126 to 1490 and encodes 454 amino acids.
CGAGACUUUCAACAGGGAGCUGGUGGCUUAGGAACGAGGCUUAUAAACAACAUGGCAUCCUACUAACGGAGUGUGAUUCGGUGUCUCUUCUUUAGAUUACCCACAUUUCCUGUCGCAAGGCUAAUAUGACUGCAGAGAGUAUAAUACUGUCCACGUUUGCAGUAAUUAAAAAAAUAAAAAUGUCACGGAAUGUACAAUGGCGGCGAACUCUUAGUGACGUAGCGUGUGCUAGUCAGGCUUUUGCUGCGAACGCUACACUCUAUAUCCUGCGUCAGAUUGGGCCAACUGGCUUCCUGCUCAAAGAGGAGGGAGAAACCAAAAAUGUGAAGGUGCUACUUGGUGACCCUCACAGCUGUACAUGUCUAUCCUUUCACAAAGAAAAAGAUCUAUGCAAACAUAUUUGUUGGGUACUGCUGAAAAAGUUUCGUGUUUCAAAGGAAGAUCCUUUGUCAUGGCAGCUGGGGCUGUCAGAACUGGAGAUCAACCAAGUUUUACGAGGCCCUGUAAUCAAAAGGCAACAACAACGUCAAGAGGAGAAUAAUCAUGAGCGCCAGAGAGCAUCAGAUUCAAAUGGAAGACCUCCACUGGUGCCACAAAGAGAAAUUUCUGUUGAUGAUGUAUGCCCAAUAUGUCAAGAUGAAUUACUGGAGAAGAAACUGCCUGUAACAUACUGCAAGUACAGCUGUGGUAACAGUGUGCACAUCAAGUGCAUGAAAGUGUGGGCAGAGCAUCAAAUGAAAACAUCACAAGAUUCUACUAUCAAGUGCCCUAUGUGUAGAGAAGACUUUGGUUCCAUUGACCUUCUCAGACAAGAAAUGCAUAAUGCAUUAAUGCCUGACUUGACAUCAGGUGCUGCUUUCAGCCCGAAGCGCAUGGAUCAUCAUGUUGGGCUGGGGUGCAGCAACUGUCGUGUAACUCCUAUUGAAGGAAAAUGCUACAGGUGUACCGUCUGUGCAGAGUUCUACCUCUGUCAGCUUUGCUUUAACUCAACUGUGCACACACAUCAUUUGUUUCAAUUUAGACAGAAAAGAAAUCAGCGAUGGCGCAAUGCCUUGCGAUCUCUUGGGGCUGCACUACCUGAUGCCAUAGUCAACACCCUCAUGAAUCGAGAAUUGUCACCAUCUGACUAUGAAACACUACUCCAGUUAGACAACCAGUCUUCAGAGCCACUUAGCAAUCUGUCUGAAGAGAACAUUCAGUUGCUUCCCUUAGAGCGUGUACGGCAUGGAGGUGCCCUAUUGGCACCCGGUGCACAGUGUCGAAUUUGUUUGCGAGGUUACCAAGAAGGGCAGUAUGUUCGCAAGCUGCCUUGUCAGCACAAGUUCCACAAAGACUGUAUAGAUAGUUGGCUCCUCCACUGUCACCCAACAUGCCCUGUUGAAGGUUCCCAUGUUUUUACAACUCGGCCGAGAUCUGAUAACAAGCAGUGGACAAAGCAGAAGACAUGCUGUAUCAUCUGCUACAAUGGAGACUGCGAGCACACAAGGUAGCCUGGGAGUGACUGCAGUGAGACUUGGUGUUGUACAGAUGGCACCAGAAAUUUAGAGGAGAGAGGGACUUUUGCUCGAAGACCUCCAUGUCACCCCCAUAUACACCAUCAACCCCCACCACAUCUUGAAUUAACAGGAACUAGACUUGGGAGUGAAAACUCAAUAGGUUUUCAAAGGGUCGAUGGAUCAGCAUCAGACAUUUUCCCUCCAGGCAGUCAACUUUUACAACAAGCUUUAAAGAGGCGUACGAGACUGAACAAUCAUUUGACCCAACUGUUGUUAGAAAACAGCACUUCACAUGGCAAUGAAGAUAAGGAUUCUGUCACAGCACCCAAUAUUCAGCCUGAUAACAAUCAUGUCAGCAUCUUGCAACUGCAUGUCGGAGAUGGCAGUCAUUUUGAUUUCUCACAAGGGCGGAUCGACGGGGAAGUCUAGGAUCCACAACCUCAUUACCAGAGCAUGGCAGAAAGGCCAGGCAGAUUCCCACAAGACCUCCAUUUCUCCGACGCCGCUCAAAGAGUCAAGACAGGCGGCAACAGCCUUAUGGAUCUAUGGACAGGAUCUCUAUCUGGGUAAUGAUCCCCGACUUCAUCCUCCUCCCAUGGGAGAAGUAAUGUCUGCCGGGUCCAUGGGAUCUUCAAGGCCAAGAACUCUUCGGCACCCUCCCGUCAGUCGCCUGAGACAAGUACAAAGUCAGCCUCAUGAUCCCAGGAUAGUCCUUGAAGGAACUGGCCUUGAACAUAUAACAUUACGAGACAUUAUGUAGGCAAAAGAUGCCAAUCGCAAUGACUUUUAAGACACAGACACAGGUCUUUUUUCUAUAAGUGUUUCAAAUUGGUACUUCUAUUUUGUUUAAAAAAAAAAAAAAUCCCACUUUGUCUGAGAAUUCUGUUUGAAACAUGCAGUUUCUUGGUAUUCAGUAUUCUUCAAAAGUACGAGGGAUGUUCCACUUCCGCCUGGACUUCAGUAUUUUGCAUGCUUUUAGCAAGUGCAGACCAUGCAAACUCAAUAGAGUGAUUCUUCAGGGUGUACCCGCAUUUUUUCACAAAUUUUCCUAUCUAGCUAUAUAGUUUUCCCAGGAUGGAGACAAGAAUCUCCACUGAGUAAACCAUUGAAGUUUCUUGCACAAUCAGGAGACAAGGUUUUAAAGCCCCCUCACGACUCACCAAACUUUGCCCCAUCCGAUUUUGGUUGUUCCCAGAGCUGAAGGAACUGCGUGGAGCAAACUUUGAAAUUCAAGAGGAAUUCAUUUGCUGGAGUGAGGGAACAGCUGAAAUUGAUGCCAAAAUCAGCGUUUUUGGAAUUUUUUUAAAAUGGAUCCAUAGGGCCAAAAAGUGUUGCAAUUGGCGGCAAUUAUGUUGAAAAAAGUUUUAAAAGAAAAUAGAGAUUAAUGUUUAAAAAAUUAUUGCCGGGCGGAAGUAGUACAUUAAUGUGGGCUUUUAACACAUUAUGUCUUAAUGCAUUGAAGACAAGAAAGUAAAACACAGUGUGGACCACAAAGCAUAAGCUGCUAUAAAAAAAGGAAGUUAAUAGAAGUAAUAAUUAUAAGAAAUGUGAUCAUAUGCUACUUACAAAAAGUUUUGUUGUUUCUUGUGGGGAAAUUUUUUCCUUCAGAUCAAAGGGGAUUGCUUUUUACUACUUUCUAAGAGAAAUUAUUUUUGUUGUUGACAUUGUGUUUAAUUUACAUUUUUAUAGCAUGGUGAUGUUUUGUUUUUCACUUUAAACAAUUUUUUCUUUAAUUUAGGUUUUUAAGAUUUUUAAGCAUAAAGAUAUCUGCCAUGUUUAUGCUCAAAAUCAGACAAUAAAAUACUCUGAUCAAAGCUUUUCAUAUUGUACUCGCUACAGUUCUGCAUUCUCUGUUCAGUUUUGUGGUAAUGUAAGUUAAAGUUCUCUGAUCUAUAACAGUAAAUGUGCAAGAUAUACACAUAACACCUGCUUUAACAGAGACAAUAUCCCCUCCAGAAUCUUCACAAUCUAAUACUAUUGUAGUAAGAUUAUUGUAUGUAAGGGUACUUUUGUCGAAGAAAUAAGUUUAUAAGAUUAUAGCACAGGCAAUUAAAAAAGUCAACAAUGAAGGUUGGGAGUUCCUGACUGAGCUACAGUUAAUAAGAUAUGCCUACACCUGUGAUUUGAUGGUGGGACUUCAGUUUGACAAUUUUGUUACGAAUGUUUUUCCCCUCAUACUUUUUGGUCGCCUGUAAGUUUCACCCUCUCUCUUCUCAUACUCGUUCUCAUGUCUUUCUUCCUUUCUUCCCAUCCCAUUCCCCUUGCUUGUUUCUGCCUUCUAUGUCUCUUUCUCCUCUUCACCUUCUUUCAGUCCCAUCAUCUCCAUUUCACCUAACUCGUUUUAUGAGACAUUGCGUGGGUGGUUAUUUGCGAAAGGAACAUUCCCACUGAGCCACUUACGAUGAACAGAAUGUAAGAAGAUAGUUUGUGAUUCAAGACGCCAAAGGCCGUGAUGAGAGACGAGUACAUUAAAGUUUUGAGCUGACCUACAUUUUAAAUUGUGUUUCGUGUAUUUUUUUCUUAACAUAAUGCCAGAUUUGCAAAGGUUUCCAAAUUUCCAAAACUUUGAGAGAACAUUUUUUGGCAUAUAAAAAAUUCGAAGAUGUAGAUAUAUGAAGCAAAUGGUUUCUAACCGUAGUGUAAAGCGGAUUUAAUUGUUUUUCCUUAAUGGGGAGUUGGGGUUUUUUUUUGGGUCUUACUGUCCGUCUCUGUCUCUGUUUUUUCCCUCUCACCAUACCUCCCUCCUUGUCUUAAACUUACAAAAUUCGGUCAAGGCUAUUCCAAAAUAAAAGUUUCAUUUUCUUGA